Molecule: messenger RNA, 967 nt
Organism: Gymnodraco acuticeps
Lineage: Eukaryota; Metazoa; Chordata; Actinopteri; Perciformes; Bathydraconidae
Gene: ptf1a
Product: pancreas associated transcription factor 1a
Exons: 2
Coding region: 1-807 (268 amino acids)
Biological process (GO): regulation of transcription by RNA polymerase II; developmental process
Molecular function (GO): protein dimerization activity; DNA-binding transcription factor activity, RNA polymerase II-specific; RNA polymerase II transcription regulatory region sequence-specific DNA binding
Source: RefSeq, a predicted model, not a curated record
AUGGACAGCGUGCUGGACCCCUUCUCUGGACUCGACUCUUUCUCCUCCCCUCCUUACUUCGACGAUGACGAGUUUUUCACGGACCAGUCCUCGAGAGACGGACACUUGGACACGGAUGACUUUCUGGAUGAGGACGUGGACUUCCUCACGAGUCAUUUCCAAGACUACUACGGCAAAGACGGCCGAGCGGAUGGAGACUACGACAUGGGCAACCUGUCCUUCUCCUCCUCCUCCUCCACCUUCUCCUACGGCUGCGCGGACAGCACAUCGGAGCUGUCCCCGCGGAUGGGGCACCACGGCGGGCCGUCGCUGAAGCGCAGGAGGCGGAUGAGGUCGGACAACGAGAUGCAGCACCUGCGGCAGGCGGCCAACGUGCGGGAGCGGCGCCGCAUGCAGUCCAUCAACGACGCGUUCGAGGGGCUCCGCACUCACAUCCCCACCCUGCCCUACGAGAAGAGGCUCUCCAAGGUGGACACGCUGCGGCUCGCCAUCGGGUACAUCAACUUCCUCGCGGAGCUGGUGCAGUCCGACCUGCCCAUCAGGAACUCCAACAGCGAGACGCAUGCGCAACCCAAGAAGAUCAUCAUCUGCCACAGAGGAACAAGGUCUCCCUCUCCCAGCGACCCAGACUACGGCCUCCCCCCCCUGGCCGGGCACUCUCUGUCCUGGUCGGAUGAGAAGCAGCUCCGCGAGCAGAACAUCAUCCGCACCGCCAAGGUGUGGACCCCCGAAGACCCCCGAAAACUGCACAACAAACCGGGCCUCACAGACAUUGAAAACGAGCCUCCCUUCGGCCUGGUGGUCUGAACACCCUCCUGUGAAACGCGCUGUGUUAGUGUGUGGACAUGAAUGAUGUUAUUGAUAAUGCACUUGAAGGCGCAUUGCAACAAGAAAUGUGGACACCAUGUGAGCUCCUACAGGCUUUCUGUAAAUAGUUUUAUCAUGUUGAUAAUUUUAUUUUGUAAUU